Coccidioides immitis RS is the source of this 939-nucleotide messenger RNA. RefSeq names its product TPR repeat protein. Gene Ontology annotation, cellular component: mitochondrion. Gene Ontology annotation, biological process: mitochondrial electron transport, succinate to ubiquinone; tricarboxylic acid cycle; mitochondrial respiratory chain complex II assembly. Lineage: Eukaryota; Fungi; Ascomycota; Eurotiomycetes; Onygenales; Onygenaceae. The transcript has 2 exons. The record is from RefSeq and is a predicted model, not a curated record. Bases 59 to 814 code for a protein of 251 amino acids.
CUUUGACCUCUCCCUGCUUGGAAAAUCAAGAAGUUCAGUGAAAGAUAAGCCUGCCAAAAUGAAUAGCUCUCGAAGUAUCUGUCGUUAUUUAGGACAUUUCACCUCGUCUCGGUUUGGGCGGAGUAUCUCCCCUCGACAACCCAGCGGAUUCGAGCUGUUCACAUUACCACCUCGGUGCUUAUCAACGAGCAAUGCUUGGUUAAAUAACAAUGGAUCGUCACAGCCAGUCUCCUCCUCGUCAUCAGGAGGACAAGGGCGAAGCGGCACACCGAGAAGGCAUGAACUGGAGUUGGGUGAGAUGGAAGGGAUCACAUUCAAAGUUGAGCCGUUGAGGAGAACGGGAGAGGACGUGGCAACGAUGAGAGCGCGGCUAUUAUAUCAAUCCCGCAAACGUGGAACUCUUGAAUCAGAUCUACUCCUAUCAACCUUUGCCGCCACAAACCUUUCCACCAUGUCCAAGUCCCAAUUGGAAGAGUAUGAUCGCUUCCUCGAUGAAAAUGACUGGGAUAUAUACUACUGGGCUACGCAAGAACCUCCCGCGCCCGGCACCGAGCCUGAAGCCGAUGCAAAGCCAAAGGAUGCUGUCACCGACACCUGGAAGAACGGAGCUGCGAAGAGUGGGGAGUGGGCACAGACGGUGGGUGCGUUCAAGCCGGCCUACAGACCGGUGCCGGAGAGGUGGGCGGAAAGUGAAAUUCUGAAGUUGCUGAGAGAGCACGUCAAGGAUAAGAGUGCGCUGGGGGAGAAGAGCGGUGACAAGGCCACUGGGGGGGGCCUGGGAAGGAUGCCCAACAUUGAGGUUUUCAACUCGUAGGGCUGGAUAUGGAGGUUGUCUCAAUGUAUGUACUAUAAUUACCCCAUUGCAUGAUCGGUGUCCCAGGCAUAAAGUACUCCGUAUAUAGAUUUGAGAAAAAUUGUAUAUUAAAGCUGUACCAUGAA